CGUAUCCAAAGAGGGGAGGUGGUGGGGUGAGAAAAAAGAAGAGGUAUUGUAAAAAAAAACAACAAUCUCGAUACCGAUAAAACCUCUAACAAACCACGAAUUGAUCCGUUAUGCGAGGUUACUCAAUAUUCCAAACUUUCGAGGUGUCUACAUGAGGGACACACUGCCCAAGACCCCGCGGCAGUACGAGUCGGCCAUAGUUAACCUGGACAGUUCCCACGGUGAAGGUACGCACUGGGUCUGUUAUAAGAAACUCGGAGACAGAGUGUACUACUUUGACAGCUUUGGAAAUCUGAGACCGCCGGUAGAACUCGUAUCCUACUUUGGAUCAGGGGUGAGCGUACAGUAUAACUAUGAGCGUAAACAGUCUGAGGACUCAGUAGUCUGCGGUCACUUGUGUUUAAAGUUUCUGGCGCGUAAUGUUUUCACUUAACGGAGCUGCUCCGCACGUAUCUUGCGAGGUCUUUCCACCAAUGGAUUUGAGCGAUGGAGAGUACGAGAUUGGUCUAAUUGAUCUCUCGACGUACUAUACGAUACCAAACAUUGAAAGAGGUGUGAAUGACAUGUUCCACUACGGAGUCGACAAAGAAAUAGUGAUAGACGAGGGGUCGUAUGAAAUUGAAAACAUAGAAGAAUAUAUCAAGUCGCACAUUGACGGAAGUGUGACGUUCAGUCUUAAGGCAAACAAUAACACGCUAAAGUCCGAAGUAUCGUGCAGUGAAGCGAUACAUUUUGAAAAGCCGAAUUCGGUAGCCUCAGUACUUGGUUUCACCGCUAAGGAACUGGAGCCUCAUAAGACCCACAUGUCCGACCUCCCCGUCAGUAUUAUGGCGGUAAACACGAUACGUGUCGAGUGCAACAUUGCACGCGGUUCCUUUCAAAACGGUAUGGAAGGACACGUGUUGCACGAGUUCUACCCCGAUGUGGCUCCCGGGUAUAAAAUAGUUGAGAAACCGAGCACUGUCAUCUAUUUACCGGUGAACGUCCGCAGGGUGAACAAUAUAGAGGUCUCUCUCAGAGACCAAAACGGCGAUUUAAUCAACUUUAGAAACGAACCCGUCUCGUUACGCUUGCACAUUAGGAAGCGGCAAUGGGUCUAGUAUUUAGAGAA
Molecule: messenger RNA, 1111 nt
Organism: Homalodisca vitripennis (glassy-winged sharpshooter)
Lineage: Eukaryota; Metazoa; Arthropoda; Insecta; Hemiptera; Cicadellidae
Exons: 1
Coding region: 420-1100 (226 amino acids)
Source: RefSeq, a predicted model, not a curated record